Messenger RNA from Erigeron canadensis, 952 nucleotides. Its product is annotated as F-box protein SKIP27-like. The record is from RefSeq and is a predicted model, not a curated record. The transcript has 4 exons. Gene Ontology annotation, molecular function: protein binding. Bases 158 to 670 code for a protein of 170 amino acids. NCBI's taxonomy places the organism in Eukaryota, Viridiplantae, Streptophyta, Magnoliopsida, Asterales, Asteraceae.
CACACAUUUUAACAACACAAUAUAAUUACGCUAUUUAAUUAGCUGACAUUUCACAAAAUCUGCUCUUGUUUCCUUGUCAAGAACAACCGUUAUAUCAAUCCAACUUUACUACCACCAAGAAAUUAGGACUUCAAAUCCUACUUAAAAAAGGUGCAAAAUGGCAAUGGGAGAUAAUCUUGGACUAGGAGUAGUGAAAAGAACUAGUUCGUUUGGUAGAAAAAGGAUUUUAUUUUUGAAUCAUAUGGAUUUUGACUCAAUUGAUGUUGCUACACCUAAAAAGAAGCCAUUUUUGGAAAGCAAAUCUGGUUAUUGGUGUGAAAAAUCUUUGCUUGAAGCUCUUCCUCAAGAAAUAUUGAUCAAGAUAUUGUGUGGAGUGGAUCAUGAUGAUUUAAAGAGUCUUUUUCAUGUAUCUAAACCGAUACGAGAAGCUGCUGUGAUUGCAAAGAAAUGGCAUUUUGUAUAUAGUACACCUAAAAAGAUUCCGGCUUUUAGGUGUUCAUUAAACUUGGAGGAGUUCCCAUCAAGCCAUUUUGAAGAGAUCGAAGCUCCAAAUGCGCCAAAACAAUCAAGAAUAUUUCGUUCUCGAUUGAACAGAAAAAACUCGGCUGCUAUAUGUGUGUCCUUAUUCGUAUUGUCCCCAUUGGACAAAGACCAACAAGGACACCUAUAGCAGCCAUCAAGAUAGCCAUUUUAUUGAUGCAAAUAUUAUACUUAUGAUGAUAUCGUGCAGUCGUGCAUCUAGAUUUUUCGCUACGUUCUUUCAUAUGUAGAUAGGUUUUGGGUAUAAGUUUAUGUUUAGCAAAAGGGAGUGUCGUAUGAAGUAUGUUUGGUUCUUCAAACUUUUCAUUGAAGAUAUAUUGUUGGAUUUGUUUUAGGUGUUUGUACAUUUAGUGUGUGUAAAGUUGAAGACUUACAGGGAUAUAUAUAUACAACAAAUGGUUUUGUUCUUUUA